Oryzias melastigma (Indian medaka) is the source of this 1890-nucleotide messenger RNA. RefSeq names its product patatin-like phospholipase domain-containing protein 2. Gene Ontology annotation, biological process: triglyceride catabolic process; positive regulation of triglyceride catabolic process; lipid homeostasis. The record is from RefSeq and is a predicted model, not a curated record. Lineage: Eukaryota; Metazoa; Chordata; Actinopteri; Beloniformes; Adrianichthyidae. The coding region runs from base 32 to 1399 and encodes 455 amino acids. Gene Ontology annotation, cellular component: lipid droplet; cytoplasm; membrane. The transcript has 9 exons. Gene Ontology annotation, molecular function: triacylglycerol lipase activity.
GUUGAAGCCUGUCAUUGAUUUUUAUAGAAUAAUGUUUGAUUUGGAAAAAGAAUGGAGCAUCAGCUUUGCAGGAUGCGGUUUCAUGGGGAUUUAUUACGUUGGGGUCAGCAGCUGCAUCCUGGAACGUUUCCCUGGAUUCAUACAGAACGCAACGAGAAUCUAUGGAGCUUCAGCAGGUUCUCUGAUGGCUGCCAUCCUGACUCUAGGAGUUCCAGUCGAUAAAUGCUGUGCAGAUUUGAUGCACAUGGCCAGGGAGGCCCGGAAGCACAAACUGGGGCCCCUGCACCCGGCUUACAACCUGCUGCAGCUGGUCCAGGACUGUCUGCUGGGCAGCCUCCCGGAGGACGCCCACAUCCGGGCCUCCGGGAGGCUCUGCGUGUCCCUGACCAGAGUGUCUGAUGGGAGGAACUUGCUAGUGUCACAGUUUAGCAGCAGAGAGGACCUCAUUCAGGCGUUAAUCUGCAGCUGCUUCGUCCCUCUCUACUGUGGUGUUAUUCCACCUACAUACAAGGGAGUUCACUAUGUGGAUGGUGCUGUCAGUGACAACCUGCCUCGCUGUGACCAAGGAAACACGAUCACAAUCUCCCCGUAUGCCGGUGAGAGCGACCUCUGCCCCCGAGCAACCACGCUGACCUUUCAUGAAGUGCGCUUCAAUAACGUCAGCAUCCAAGUCAACUCAGAGAACUUGUAUCGAGUGACCAGCACGUUCUUCCCUCCAGACCCUGAGGCAAUGGCUGAAAUCUGCCAGAACGGCUACAUGGAUGCUCUUCGCUUCCUGCAAGAAAACAAUCUGAUCAGCGGCGAGUCGCCCCUCAGGAGUCUGGGAAAUGAGGACUGCAAACACGCUUGCUGUGAUCUGCUCGAAUCAGGAAAAUCCAGAGAGAAGAGCAAGCAGCCUCAUCAAGAUCACCAUUGGUUGGAUCCAAAGAGCAUCGUGAACCUGCCAGUGAACAUCCAGAAGGUCCUGUGUAAGGCGUGUAAAGAGACGCAUGCUGUCGGGGGUUUGUUCACACAAAUGACUGAUUACCUGCCAAAGAAGGUGACAUCCUACCUGCCCUUUGAAUGCCUUGCUCAAAGAGUCAAAGGUUGGAUUCCAGAUGUGCCGAGGGACAUUAACUGGCUGUUUGGCUCGGCUGAAGUCAAGCAGGAUCUGAAAGUCAAGGCAGAAGACAGGCUCAGUCAUCCACCGUUGCGCAGGUGCACAAGCCUGCCGUCAGACCUGAAUCUGUGGAGUCAGAGGAAAGAAGUCAUAAAGGCUCUCACGCUGAGCGCAGAGGUCAGCUCCGGGUUUGAUGAAGGCUCCACAAAGUCAUCCUCCCCUGCUGGAGGCUGGGGUCUGGGCAGAGUGAUGGGCUGGAUACAAAACCUGAAGCCCAACAAAACAUCAGAGCUGAAGUAAAAGAUCUCUCCUGCACAUUUACUGCACUCAGUUAUUUCUACCUGUGUGAGAAUAUUGCAUUCAGUGAAAUGAGAGUCUUCUGUGUUUUGUUGCAAAAGCAUAAAGAAACAAACCAGAACAGUUAACAGUAAACUUCUUCUGCUUUUACAACUUUUAGGUUAAUUCAUGUUUUUAAUCUCCUGAAACUCACCAUAUGAUAAAACAGGAAUGACCAGAACUCCUCACAGACCUGCUUAAUGUUUUAGCACAAAUAAUGAAUCUUCAUUUAUUUUAAUCGUUCAAAGCUUUAAUAAAACAGUUACAACAUUGAAAGAGAUUCUUGCAUCUUUAAUUAGUAUUUUAAUUUAAUAUUUCCUUUAUUAAUCAUUUGUUUUUGUUUUUUAUACUGCAGCCUAUUUUGUCCAUUUUUAAAAAAUAAAUAUUUCUUCUUUACUUGUGUCAGACUGUUGUUUGUUAUUGGAGUUCUGCUGCACCCAUGUGGCCAUAAAAGU